Molecule: messenger RNA, 1905 nt
Organism: Zingiber officinale
Lineage: Eukaryota; Viridiplantae; Streptophyta; Magnoliopsida; Zingiberales; Zingiberaceae
Product: MLO-like protein 6
Exons: 15
Coding region: 39-1772 (577 amino acids)
Biological process (GO): defense response
Cellular component (GO): membrane
Source: RefSeq, a predicted model, not a curated record
UCCAUAGACCUUUCUCACAAGAGCAAGUCCAGUAAUCCAUGGCGGCCGGAGGAGGCGGCGGCGAAGGCAGCCGGUCGAUGGAGGAGACUCCGACGUGGGCGGUUGCUGUCGUGUGCUUGGUCCUAGUAGUCAUCUCCAUCCUCAUCGAGCAUGCCAUCCACCUCCUUGCCAUGUGGUUGAAGAAACACCAUAAACGAGCACUCUACGAAGCACUCGAGAAGAUCAAAUCCGAAUUGAUGCUGAUGGGGUUCAUAUCCUUUCUGUUGACGGUCGGGCAAAGCAGCAUCUCGAAGAUAUGCGUGCCCAUGAGCGUUGGGAACUCAUGGCACCCCUGCGACCCCUCCGAAGAGGCCGACAUCACCGGCAGCGGCCGAAGGCUUCUGCAAUUCAGACGCAGUUUAGCUGCAGGGGGUUCAUCGGAUAACUGCACAGACAAGGGAAAAGUAGCUUUAAUUUCGGGUGAAGCGAUCAAUCAACUUCAUAUCUUUAUCUUCGUCUUGGCGGUCUCCCAUGUCCUCUAUUGUAUCUGCACAUUGGCGUUGGGUAGACUGAAGAUGAAGAAGUGGAAGGCUUGGGAAUCGGAGACUAGAACAGCUGAAUACCAAUUCACUCAUGAUCCUGACAGGUUUCGGUUCGCAAGGGAUACAUCGUUCGGCCGCCGACACUUGAACUUCUGGAGCAAGUCGCCGUUCCUCAUUUGGAUUCUCUGUUUCGCGAGGCAAUUCGGGAGGUCGGUACCGAAAGUGGACUACUUGACGUUAAGGCAUGGGUUCAUCGUCGCACAUUUGGCUCCACAUAGCUCAAGCAAGUUCAAUUUCCAAAAGUACAUUAAGAGAUCACUGGAAGAGGACUUCAAAGUAGUUGUUGGCAUAAGCCCUACGAUAUGGUUCAUCGCCGUCGUCUUCCUGCUAUUCAGCACCCAUGGGUGGCAGUCCUAUUUAUGGCAACCAUUCAUUCCUUUGAUUAUAAUUCUCAUGGUCGGAACAAAACUUCAAGUGAUCAUAACAAAGAUGGCCAUACAGAUUAUGGAGCGCGGAGAUGUCGUUAAGGGUGUCCCAGUUGUUCGGCCUCGAGACAACCUCUUCUGGUUCAAUCGGCCGGGCCUUCUCCUCUUCCUCAUCCAUUUCGUCUUAUUUCAGAAUGCAUUUCAGCUGGCCUUCUUCGCCUGGACUUGGUAUGAAUUCGGCUACCCUUCGUGCUUCCACAAGCGAAUUGCCGACAUUGUAAUUCGCAUAUCCAUGGGCAUUCUCAUACAGGUUUUGUGUAGCUAUGUGACGCUGCCUCUGUAUGCAUUGGUGACACAGAUGGGGACGAAUCUGAAGCCUACUAUUUUCAGUGAUAGAGUAGCCGUUGCUCUACGAAAAUGGCACCGCACCGCGAGGAAGAACUUGAAAGAGAGUAGGAAGUCUGGUAGUGUGACACCUUCAACGAGCCGGCCGACGACUCCAGCCCACGGCUCAUCGCCAGUCUACCUCUUGCAGUACUACCAAAAUGUGGUGGACUAUAGUGCCCAAAACUCCCCCAAGAAGAACAUUGAGGAUGAUGAUGACCGGUUUGAUCCCGAGGGCUUGCCAUCGCCGUCCGGCCACCUGAAUGGUGAUUCGUUCUCGCACUACAGGAAUGCGAUGCCGAAGAGGUUUGUGGAUGAUGAUGUAGGGGUGGAGCAAGCCGACGAUGGUGAAUUGCAGUUGCCAAUUAGGCACGAGAGUGAUAUUGGCCGUGUAAGCAGUGUAGUGUCGGUUGAUUUUUCGUUUGACAAGAGGCAAAGAUAGGCAUAGACAAACUGACAAGAUGCUGAUUCAAGGAUUGAUAGGCAUAAUGUUCCCAGUUCUUGAGGAGGAACUUAUUACCAUAAUUAUAUAUGUACUAAAUUUGUGAUCAUCAAUAAAAUUGAUACCUGGGAUC